UCUUCCGGCGCGCACGCGGGAGCCCCACCGGCUGUGAGGGCUUCCCCCGCUAUGGAGCCUGAGGCGGCGGGCACCGAGGGCGGCUUCACCAGCGUCUCCUCCAAGCGGAGCCGGCGGAAACGGCGGGCGGCAGGCGGGGAGGAGGCGGAGGGUUCCGCCAUGGAGACCGAGGAGCCGCGGCCCAGCAAGAGGCCGGCCUUCCCGCCGGUGUCCGCUGAGGCGCUCGGGGUUGGGAAAGGCGAGCUGCGGAAGGUCGCCGUGCCGGCCAACAGGUACACGCCGCUGAAAGAGAACUGGAUGAAAAUCUUCACGCCCAUCGUGGAGCACCUGCAGCUUCAGAUCAGGUUCAACUUGAAAACGAGGAACGUCGAAAUCAAGACUUGCCAAGAGACAAAGGAUCUCAGUGCCCUAACGAAAGCAGCUGAUUUUGUGAAAGCGUUUAUACUUGGGUUCCAAGUAGAGGAUGCUCUUGCUCUGAUCAGAUUAGACGAUCUUUUUCUAGAAUCGUUUGAAGUUACAGAUGUCAAACCUCUGAAGGGAGAUCAUCUGUCAAGAGCAAUAGGCAGAAUAGCAGGAAAAGGUGGAAAAACAAAAUUCACUAUAGAAAACGUAACCAGGACACGAAUAGUUCUUGCUGACACGAAAAUUCAUAUUUUGGGAUCUUUUCAGAACAUUAAAAUGGCACGAACAGCAAUUUGCAAUCUAAUUUUAGGAAGCCCUCCAUCAAAGGUUUAUGGCAAUAUUCGGGCAGUGGCCAGCAGAGCAGCUGAGAGAUUCUGAGCUCAGAGCAGCUGCUCCACCAAGGACUGGGCUGAGGGUCUUGGUCGCUGUAGGCACAGAGGCCUUGGAGCUCCACAAGCACUCAAGUCUUCUGCUCAGUUUGGAAGCCCAGAAGGAAACGGACUGUUUGUGCAGUUAAUUUGCUGCAGACACGCUGAUUUGAACACACUUAAUAUUUGUGUAUAGUCAUUAAAAAGGUUAUUUUAAAUUGGUUGUGUCUAUAUUAGAAGUAUGGAUACCUGAUUUUACUUAAACAUCCUCAAACAAAAACGUGCUUCGUUACUGAUGAAUGUUGAAGUAUUAAAGAUACUGCUUUGAGGACUUUG
Molecule: messenger RNA, 1106 nt
Organism: Calidris pugnax (ruff)
Lineage: Eukaryota; Metazoa; Chordata; Aves; Charadriiformes; Scolopacidae
Gene: PNO1
Product: partner of NOB1 homolog
Exons: 7
Coding region: 52-780 (242 amino acids)
Cellular component (GO): nucleolus
Molecular function (GO): RNA binding
Source: RefSeq, a predicted model, not a curated record